UUUGCGCAUGUGCAGUCCGUUUUAAAUUGCGUAAGGCGCCGGGUGCGGCUGGGCGAGCUCCUGAGGCCGGGGCUUUUUGCCUCCCGUGUCUUCCGCCGCCUUUGGCUGUCAGGCGCUGCUGGGUUCCCGCCUGGCUCCUGCGCUGGUUACUCGGUCUUUGCUGGGCUGCCCUGAGCUGCGGCCGUGUGGACUUCCGCCCCAAAGCCCUGCGCGGGCGGAACCGGCCGCAACAUGGCUGCGUGGGGGCUGGAUCAUCUCAAAAAUGGCUAUAGAAGAAGAUUUUGCCGACCUUCCAGAGCACCUGACAUUAAUACGGAGCCAAACCAGAAUAUACUGGAAAUCUUACUAGACUGUUUUGAAGAGAAAAGUCUUCCCAAUGAUUUUAGCACAAAUUCUACAAAAUCAGGACUUAAUUCAACACCUAAAAUAAAGGACAGUUGUAUUCAGUCACCAAGAAAAGAGAUUCAGUGCCAGGAAGCACAUCCAGAAUCAGAUCCAGUUUCUUCAAAGAAGAAACAAGCCUCUAUGCAGUUAAUUGUAGAACCAGGUGAAGCUGUCAACACAUCAGUUCAGGCCCAUGAGGUUCAUCACAAAAUUUUGGCAACUGAGAUUCAUUCAGAACACACAUCUGACUUGAGAAAAAUGUCAGGUAAAAAGCUAAAAGAUCAUCACAAGGAAGCUGAUGAAGAAUUUUACUUAUCUAUUGGAUCACCUUCUGACCUGGAUGCAAAAGCAUCUUUAUUGCAAAAGGCUGUUCCAUCUGUGGCCCAAAAGAGAGAGACCUACACAUCUGAAAAUUCAGUAAAUACCAUGUCUUCAAGUACAGAGAGUUCUCGUAAAACCAAAAAAAGGUUAAACUUUGGAGAUAAAGAUGUUUUAAAGAAAGUAGAAAUAGUGAAUAAUACUUCAGAAAUAGGGGAUAAAGUAUCAGAAGGACCACAAGAGAAGAAACAGUCAGGAACAUCUGAAAAAAGAAUACAAGGUUCAGAAUAUGAAGAUCAACCACAGACUAGAAAGAGUUUUUCAACAUUGUUUUUAGAAACUGUAAAAAGAAAAAACGAAUCCAGUUCUGUUGUUAGGCAUAUAGCAACUGCUCCACCUCAUUUAUCUCCUGCAAAUAAUACGAAGUUAUUAGAAGAUGAAUUUAUAAUUGAUGAAUCGGAUAAAAGUUUCGCCAAUCAAUCUUGGAUUACUAUACCAAGAAAGUCUGGGCCUCUGAUACAUGGCACUGUAUCCCCUGCUGAGAGCACUGCACUUCAGAGGAAGAAGUCAAGGGAAAAAUGUGAUAGUGUAUCAUCUACAGCUUUGACAAGUGACAAACAUUCUAGCAAAGCUCACCCAGUAGAGAAAUCUCAGCCUUUUGAACAAAACAUACUGGGUGGGAGUUGUGCUUCGACAGAUGAAAUGGAAAAUAAUUGUAAAUCUGCAAAAUAUGAAAUGUAUUCUGAGAAUGGAAAAAAAUCAUCUGGAAACAAAAGGACUAUAAAGCAAAGACAGGGAACACAAUUUAAGGCCAAUGUAGUGGAAGAACAAGUUGAUAUGGAACACACUAAAGAUAAAAAUAUAAAUAUAUCACAUAUUGCCCAAGACAAGUUACAGAGAAAUUCGGGCCAAAAUAUGGAAGAACGUGAAGAGAUAGGUGUCCAGAUUUCCAAAAAAGAGAUGCCACCUAUGGGAAGCAAGAGAGGUAGCACCAAUAUUCCUUAUACAAUGAAUAAGAAAAAAGAUAAAGAAUGCAAAAAGAAGUGUUUUUCAGAUGGGUCUAAGAAAAACAGAAUUUUACCUGAAGAGUUGACUUCGACUGUCACGAGGAGUAGAAGAAUUUCCAGGUGUCCAUCUGAUUGGUGGGUGGUAAAAUCAGAGCAGAGUCUUUUUUAUAGUAAUUCUUCAACAAGAAAUGAAUUGUCAGUGAAUCACAACCGUAAACAAAAACCUGCUGAAAAAACAAACCAAUCAUCUAAGAAUACUGGGAAAAAAACUAUUCCAUUUAAAAGGCAGAAGAAAACUACUGAAGGCAGCUCAAGAGCACAGAAGAUUUUAAAUGCUAAAGAUGCUGGAGAAAUUAUUGACCGAGAAGAAAUUUUCAGUUGUUCCCGGAAUGAAUCACUGGAAGGCAAUGAGGCAGUCCAGGCAAAGAAGGAAAACCACAAUCCUUCUGGAGAUACAGGUGGCACAAAGGAUCAAGAUAGUGUGGUUGUACAAAAUGUUCCUUUAAAGUCUCAAAUCAGCAGAUACAUGUGCAAGACACCAGCAGAGUCUAACUUGGAUUCUGGAGAGCCUGAAACUUCAGUUUUGGAGGAAAGUGGACCAUCUAGGCUCAAGAACUGUUUAACAUCUGGAAAGAAUAAUUCAGAUGUGGAUGAUAAUGAAGUUCAGCAAAGUUCAGAUGAUCCAAGAGUAGAAAGAUGUAACUCAACGCCAGAGAACAAAAUGCAUCACAAAUUAGUAUUGCCCUCCAACACACCAAAUGUUCGCAGGACCAUGAGAACACGAUCGAAACCUUUGGAAUACUGGCGAGGGGAGCGAAUAAAUUAUCAAGGAAGACCAUCAGGAGGAUUUGUGGUUGGUGGAAUACUGUCCCCAGACACAGUAUCAUGUAAAAGGAAAACAAAAGGAAACUUGGGAAAAGUCAACACAGCAGUGAAUAGGAAAAGGAUCUGCCUUGAUAACGAUGAAAGAAAGAAUAAAUUGAUGGUAAAUCUGAAUGUACCUCUAGGAGAUCCUUUGCAGCCAACAAGGGUAAAAGACCCAGAAACAAGAGAGAUUAUUCUUAUGGAUCUUGUAAGGCCACGAGAUACAUAUCAAUUUUGUGUUGAACAUGGUGAAUUGAAAGUAUAUAAAACAUUGGAUACACCCUUUUUUUCUACUGGAAAAUUGAUAUUGGGACCACUUCAAGAAAAAGGAAAGCAGCAUGUUGGUCUGGAUACCUUGGUUUUUUAUGUUAACUUCGGUGACCUUUUAUGUACCUUACAUGAAACACCUUAUAUAAUAACAACUGGGGAUACGUUUUAUGUACCUUCAGGUAAUUAUUAUAACAUCAAAAAUCUCCUGAAUGAGGAAAGUAUUCUUCUUUUUACUCAGAUAAAAAGUUGAAAGAUGAAGCAAAGUUUAAGUACAUGUAUAUAUAUAUAUAAACAUACAUAUGUACAUA
Phacochoerus africanus (Common warthog) is the source of this 3151-nucleotide messenger RNA. RefSeq names its product centromere protein C (gene CENPC). Bases 232 to 3093 code for a protein of 953 amino acids. The record is from RefSeq and is a predicted model, not a curated record. NCBI's taxonomy places the organism in Eukaryota, Metazoa, Chordata, Mammalia, Artiodactyla, Suidae. Gene Ontology annotation, molecular function: centromeric DNA binding. The transcript has 19 exons. Gene Ontology annotation, cellular component: kinetochore. Gene Ontology annotation, biological process: attachment of mitotic spindle microtubules to kinetochore; kinetochore assembly; spindle attachment to meiosis I kinetochore.